AUGGCGACCGUUGAAGUUUACAGAUUACUAUGGUGGCGAAAUCAAAACGUCACGACUAAGCGAGCCAGGAAAAGGGUGGAAAUACGAAGGUAAAUGGGUACCGGAUACGCAUAAUAACUACGGUGACAAAAGUGGAUGGGUUUAUUCCAUUACGGAGGUAUUCUGGGGAGAGCCUGGCACGGUGGACAUCGAGAGAAGGGCGGACCAUAAAUAUCGAAGAAGAUGCAUCAAGAGAACUCGUAAAGCGAUCGACUUCAAGUAUCAAAACUUUGAAACGUAUCAGAGUUCAUUAGGGGACACCAAGUGGGAGAUUUUUCUCGGGCGCUUCGAAGUGAAUCCCACGGUGAUCUGUACGUCGACUGAUUCACGGGCGAAACCAAAAUGGAAUACCCUCACGUUCCAGCUCGGGAAAUCCAGAGGAGCAGUGCUCGCGUGCUUUGAACUUUUCUGUCAAGACGAAUCCACGAAAAACUCCCUUCCUUUGCUGCCGACAAGGAAAUCUGUGGAUGAUCGAUUCGAAGUACCUGGUGAACUGAGACCGAAAUUCCAAAAUUUCGCUAUUCAAGUCCUUUGUUGGGGUGUUAGAAAUCUAAAAAAGUAUCAGUUCCUUUCUGUCCGAAAACCAUUCCUGGAACUUAUUAUUGGUGACAUGGACACUCGUACUGACCCCCUCCCGAACGUCGCCAAAGAUCCGAACUUUGAAACUCCGCUUAUCACGUUCCCCAUGGUUUCGCUGCCGUCAGAUCUCGAGUUCAGCCCACCGCUGGUUAUCAAUUUGUAUGACACAAGGGCAUUCAAGCGACAACCCCUAGUGGGUGUCUGUCACAUCACGAAUUUCAGCCGAUACACAAGAUUUCAAUCGAAAAAGAAGGAAGUCUCGGACAAGAACGAUUGGUCUAAAUAUGACUCGACAGUCGAUACGGAAGAUACCGAGUUGGCAUCCACGCCUGUUAUCGCUUCACUAAGUAAGGAGGGUAAACCGGCA
Molecule: messenger RNA, 985 nt
Organism: Haemonchus placei
Lineage: Eukaryota; Metazoa; Nematoda; Chromadorea; Rhabditida; Trichostrongylidae
Source: the annotation of a GenBank genome assembly